AUGUCCGAAGAACAAGUAAACGGCUUGGGAGAUGUGUUGACGAAGAUAAUUACAACCUUUAUCGACAAACCAAAUCAGAUUGUGGGGGAACUGAAUCUAGAAGAAGCGAGUAAAACUUCGUCAAUUGAACCAACACCAACCAUGCCAGCUCAGCCACUAGAUUCUGCAUUGGAGUUGCGAACAAUGGUCAACGAAUGCGUCCGCGAGGUGAUUGAGCAGCUCUUUAAAUCAGGCUCUCUGGUCAGCUAUGAUUCCCAACGGGUUCAUAAUACUAUUGGUCAAAUGAGCGCUCAGGCUGUUCGGCCCAUGAUCGACUACUCUCAAACCACAAAUAUUCCCAUGAUCGAAGAGAUCGAAAAGCCAGUACGUACAGUAGCACGCGAACCUCGAGGUCCGGGACAGUGGGAUCAAGUCGAACAACGCCUGCUUCAAGUCUGGAGCGAAUUAUUACAGAUAUCCCCAGAUUCAAUUGGGACUGAUGACAACUUCUUUGAACUCGGUGGAGACUCUAUUGUCGCCAUGCAAAUGGUAGGCGCUGCCCGAGACGAUGAUCUCGCCUUGACCGUGGCUACAAUAUUCAAAUACCCCACGUUUGCAGAUAUGGCAGCAGUUCUUCGGGCGAAUGCAUCACAAGUUGUUCAAAACACCAGUAAUACCUGGGGAGAGAAUGAGGCACGCGAAGCGAGGAGUCAGGCCAUUCAAAAUGCGAUGUAUCAACGGUAUUCUCUACUCGAGGCGGCCAAUGUUGAUGCCUUCUUACAGGAGAAUAUCUGUCCAAAAGUCAGAGCUUUCCGUGGCGGUAUUGCCGAUGUCUUCCCAGUCACUGACUUUCAAGCCUUGGCCGUAACGGGCACGCUUAUGUCGUCAAAAUGGAUGCUUAAUUACUUCUAUCUCGAAGGGGAAGGCUCUUUAGAUUUGAGGAGAUUAAAGGACGUCAUCUCGCAAGUCGUAGCGUCUUUUGAUAUCCUCCGCACAGUCUUCGUCCCAUAUGGUAACCGCUUCUUCCAGGUAGUGCUUCGAAAGCUUCAACCAACUUUUUCAGUUCACGACACUGAUGAUCUUUCCGAAUUCACCAGUUCAUUGCAGGAUAAAGACCGAGAAUGUGGCCCAAGACCUGGAGAAUCAUACCUCCAAUUCGCCGUUGCCAAGCAAAGGGGGAGUGACAAGCACCGUAUAAUCAUGAGACUCUCUCACGCGCAGUAUGAUGGACUUUGUCUGCCCAGGAUUCUUGGGGCCUUGCAAGCAGGAUUCAGAGGGGCCGAAAUUGCUUCAACUCCUCCAUUCUCCACAUAUGUGCGAGACUCUGUCAGAACGACGACCGAUGAUCAUUACUUGUAUUGGAAAGACCUUAUGAGGGGCUCAUCUAUGACUGAAGUUGUGCAACGCCGUGGACCAAACUAUAACCGCGGAAACGAGGCGCCAAUAAUUCUCAAGAGGACAGUUGAAUUUAACUCACUGGCCUCCCAAAGAAUUACAUCAGCAACGGUUAUCAAAGCCGCAUGGUCGCUCGUUCUUGCCCAACUUGCUGGAUCUUCGGACAUCGUUUUCGGUAACGUCAUCAGCGGGCGCAAUGCAGCUGUGGUUGGGGUAGAAAGCAUAAUCGGCCCUUGUGUCAACCUAAUACCAGUCAGAGUGAGCUUCAAGGAUGGCUGGAAGAUUAUGGAUCUUCUCAAACACAUUCAAGACCAGCAAGUCGCCAACAUGCCCUACGAGUCACUUGGCUUCCGUGAAAUCAUCAAGCAUUGCACGGACUGGCCCGACUGGAUGAACUUUUCUACUGUGUGCCAGCAUCAGAAUAUUGAAAAGCAAACGGGAAUGGAGUUAGCCGGUAACGAGUAUACCCUAGGCGCCAUAGGUAGUCAGGAAGAUCUCGCGGAUCUGACCGUCCUCUCUACACCCCAAGGAGAUGACAGCAUCGAAAUCAGUUUGGUCUUCACAUCAAACACCGGAGUUACUCUUGCUCUCGCCAACCAACUUUUUGAAUCGCUCUGCGAAAUCGCCAUCACCUUCACUACAGACUCGAUGGCCCCGCUCCCAAAGCCCACCGUAUUAUCUGCACUGUUAAAUCGAACUCUGAGACAAGAUAUCGCGACGAUGAAUCCCGAAUACCGUGCAAACCUCAACAAUCUCAGUCACGAAGAAGUCACGAAGUACUCCGCUUUUCUUCGCAAUGCCUGGGGGCAGAUCCUUUGGAAUAAAGAUGCUGCGUUACCUAAUAUUACUCUCGAAUCAUCCUUCUAUGACCUCGGUGGCGAUAUCAUCGGUCUUGCACAAUUGAGCUCGUUGCUAGAUAGCGAGGGUUACCAGAUGAGAGUUGAGGAGCUCGUUGAUUGCCCCGUAUUUGGCGAGCAGGUUGCAUUGGUGGCAUUGGUUGCUAAAACUAAGCGAGAUAUGGUUGAAAAUGAGUUGAGGGAAAUGAGGGCUCCAGCCUUUGAGGCUGAGACAAAGAAAAAGGGCGGCUUCGGGAAAGCGUUAGGAAAGAGCGUUUGGGGUUUGAGGAAUGGCAUUAAGAAGCUACGGAAGGCCUAG
Venustampulla echinocandica is the source of this 2529-nucleotide messenger RNA. RefSeq lists its product as uncharacterized. Gene Ontology annotation, cellular component: cytoplasm. Lineage: Eukaryota; Fungi; Ascomycota; Leotiomycetes; Helotiales; Pleuroascaceae. The coding region runs from base 1 to 2529 and encodes 842 amino acids. The record is from RefSeq and is a predicted model, not a curated record. Gene Ontology annotation, biological process: amino acid activation for nonribosomal peptide biosynthetic process; secondary metabolite biosynthetic process. Gene Ontology annotation, molecular function: phosphopantetheine binding; catalytic activity. The transcript has a single exon.